UCGAUCACCUCCUCCAAGGUCCAAGCUAGCUAAGCAAGAACCCCCGGCCCGCCGCGACGCGCCAUGGCCAUGGCCCGCCCCGUCGUCGCGCACCUCUUCUUCCUCCUCCUCCUCGUGUCCACCGCGCCGGCCGUGCGCACCACCCCGGACGCCGGCAGCCUCCAGGAGGCGUGCAACAAGACGCUGUUCCCCAAGGUGUGCCUGCAGGCGCUCAAGGACAACCCCGAGUGCCAGGCGGCGACGCCGCGUCGGCUGGCCGAGCUGUCCGUGUACGUGACCGCCGAGGUGGGCAUGACGGUGACCGCGUUCGCGCACCGCGAGCUCAACGGCAUCAAGGACAGCGUCCUGUACAAGUGCCUGGACACCUGCUCCGAGGACAUCGAGGAGGCCGUGGCGCACCUCAGCGCGCUCACCCGCGACCUCACCGACGCCAAGUUCCUCGAGGUCAAGACCUGGCUCUCCUCCACGCUCGGCGGCACCUCCACCUGCGAGGACGCCUGCAAGGACGCGCCCGUCAGCGACAUCAAGAACGCCUGCAUCACCAAGAGCUUCGAGUUCGAGAAGCUCCUGCGCGUCACGCUGGACCUCAUCAACGAGGCCUCGGGCUCCAUGUCCGCCGAGGUCGCGCUGCCGCCGUCGGAGUCGGGCGCCGCCACGGCCGCCGGCGCGCCGUCGUACGGCGCCGCGGCGCCGUUCGGCGGGGCCUACGGCGGGCCGGGUGCCGGUGCUCCGGCGCCGUCAUCGGGGGCCGGUGCUUCCGAGGACGCCGACGCGACGGCAUGAGUGCCUUGAUCAGAUUUAUUAGGAUCGUUUUUUUUUUCCGAGCAAAUUUAUUAGGAUCGUUUGGAAGGUAGAACCGCCGCAUAACUAGUGCAGAGGCCUGCAGCGAAUCACACGUAGUAGGCCUGAUCGAGCUGAGUGUUUUCUUUUUUAUUUCUUUUUCUUUUCUUCUCUUUUUGAUUUGAUAUAUAGGAUGAGCUGCUGGGUGAUCUAUCGUGAGAUUGUUGGUGUUUAACUUUGGCAUGUUACAAGGGUUAGCCAUCAUAAUAUUUGUUCAGAAUACACAUAAUAAUGCACGAUUUGAUCAC
This is a messenger RNA of Panicum virgatum (switchgrass), 1088 nucleotides long. Its product is annotated as pectinesterase inhibitor-like. Gene Ontology annotation, molecular function: enzyme inhibitor activity. The transcript has a single exon. NCBI's taxonomy places the organism in Eukaryota, Viridiplantae, Streptophyta, Magnoliopsida, Poales, Poaceae. Bases 64 to 783 code for a protein of 239 amino acids. The record is from RefSeq and is a predicted model, not a curated record. Gene Ontology annotation, biological process: negative regulation of catalytic activity.